Messenger RNA from Owenia fusiformis, 1353 nucleotides. NCBI's taxonomy places the organism in Eukaryota, Metazoa, Annelida, Polychaeta, Sabellida, Oweniidae. The record is from the annotation of a GenBank genome assembly.
CGAGAUUCAAGAUGUCAGCCACCGUGUUUGAGAAAGUGUCAAACUUCUCUCAAUUUAGGCGUUUAUUACGCGUAUACAGAACAAAUACAAAUUUUAUUAGUAAAUAUUCUUCAUUUCUGAGCCCACAGGAUUCAUCCCUGAAGAGAAAAGACGCUCAAGAACCAGAUGAUGAGUUUAGAACAUAUGAGAUACCCGGAGCAAAACCCCAGGAAAGGAUGAAAAGGCGCCAACGCAAAAGAGCUGAGGUUCCUCCAGAUAGGUCUCUACGAAUGCAAGUGGAUCAAGACUGGACAAAGGCUUGGCCCACAAACUCCACAUUUAAGCAAUCUGUUGUCCCAUUCCCCGUAAGACAAGGCUUUGUGGAGAAAACAGAUGAAAAUGAGGGUGUUGUCCCAGGAAAGUAUGGGAAUGCUGAACUGAUGAAGAUUCCAAACUUCCUGCAUCUCUCACCUGCUCAUGUAAAGAAACACUGUGCUGCUAUAAAAAAGUUUUGUACAGAGUGGCCAGAAGGUUUGGAAACAGAUGAAAGCUGUGACAAACAUUUUCCUAUCACCGUGACAACAUCAGAUUAUUGUAAAUCAGGGCCCUCAGAAAGAGAUUUCAGAGCCAGAGUGGCCAAGAUUAAGUUUAAAUUAUCAUCAUUGGAGCUUGAUUACCAUGCCAGAGAUAAGUUCAUUAGACUUGUUGGAGAUCGCUAUGACAAACAGUCAGGGAUGGUCACCAUAGAAUCAGAUAGAUGUCCAUUGAAGCAACAAAAUUAUGACUACUGUAUGUACCUCUUGACAGCCCUCUACUAUGAAUCAUGGAAAAUUGAACCAUGGGAGCUAGAAAAAUCUGAGGUAGAUAUGGAACAAUAUUUCUGGGAUAUUAGCCAAUCACGACAGAGUGCUGUGAAUCUGGUAUGCACGAUCAAAGAAAUCACAACCAAACAGAUGGAAACAUCAACUUCUACAGAUGGCGCUGUUGUCCCAAGUACACCUGGUUACCUAGCAACUCUAUCCCAUGAUGCCGAGGAGGAAGCAAUUGUUAAAUUAGGUCCCAUUCAGAAUUACAAACACGCAGUAAAUAGUCUUCAUAAUGAGGGAGAGAGCCAACUCACUGUUGAACAAUAUAAGGAGUCUGUUAGACAAUUACUCAAUUUAAAGGCUAGCUAGUGUUCUGCAUAUAAUAGGGAUAGUGGUAGAAUAGUUAUUUUGCCAAAUUAAUUUAAUGAAGGAUUCUUUUUUGAGGCUAAUAGACAUUGAUGGUAGUAGGGGACAUAUUUGGACAUGCAGCAUAUUGAAAUAAACCAGUUAUGCCAUGCCAUUGAAGUUAUGUAUGCCAUAACUCGUCUUUUAUUAAUUCGAAACUCAU